This is a messenger RNA of Dovyalis caffra, 714 nucleotides long. Lineage: Eukaryota; Viridiplantae; Streptophyta; Magnoliopsida; Malpighiales; Salicaceae. The record is from the annotation of a GenBank genome assembly.
AUGGUUUCUGCAUAUAUUUUUAAUGUGAUGGUGUUAUACUGUCAUCUUAAACUUGAACGUACGCUGGAUAUGGAUGAUUUUAAGAUGGAACUCUCAACAUCAUACGGGAAAGUGCUUGUUCUUGAUGGUAUUGUUCAACUGACUGAGAAAGAUGAAUGUGCAUACCAGGAGAUGAUCACUCAUCUUCCCCUUUGUUCGAUUCGAUCUCCCAAAAAUGUUUUGGUUGUUGGUGGUGGUGAUGGUGGUCUUCUUAGGGAAGUUUCUUGUCAUAGUUCUGCAGAGCAGAUACAUUUAUGUGAAAUAGAUCAGAUGGUUAUAGAUGUGUCUAAGAAGUUUUUCCCACAAUUGUCUGUUGGAUUUGAGGAUCCCCAUGUCCGACUUCAUGUUGGUGAUGCUGUAGAAUUUCUCCAUUCAACUCCUGAAGGGAAGUAUGAUGCUAUUAUUGUUGAUUCAUCAGACCCUGUAGGUCCUGCACAAGAGCUUGUUGAGAGGCCUUUUUUCGAGACAAUAGCUAGAGCGUUAAGGCCUGGCGGUGUCCUCUGUAACAUGGCAGAAAGUAUGUGGCUUCAUACACAUCUUAUUCAGGAUAUGAUCUCUAUUUGCCAUGAAACAUUCAAGGGUUCUGUUCUUCGACUUAUAAAAUUGUCAAAAAUGGAUGAAAACCCAAGUGAUUUUUUGAGUCAACUUAAAGACAAAAAACGAGCCUUCGUCUGA